AUUGGUGAAGACGGAGUUUUUUCGAGCACGUGAUUAGGCGGCUCAACUCGCAUAUAUACACGUUCUAGAAGAUUCGCUCGUUCUCUCUGCAACGGCGAGGUAAGACAAAGACCGUCUUAGUAACAGCUCCAGCUUCCAUCGAUCUUCGCUAAAUUUGACAGUAACCAUGUCUAAGGGACCAGCUGUUGGCAUUGACCUGGGGACCACCUACUCCUGUGUUGGAGUCUUCCAGCAUGGUAAAGUUGAAAUCAUUGCCAAUGACCAAGGAAACCGGACCACACCAAGCUAUGUGGCCUUCACUGACUCUGAAAGGUUGAUUGGUGAUGCAGCCAAGAACCAAGUGGCCAUGAACCCCACCAACACAAUCUUUGAUGCCAAGCGCCUCAUUGGAAGAAGGUUUGAGGACUCCAUUGUUCAGGCUGACAUGAAACAUUGGCCUUUCAAGGUUAUCAGUGAUGGUGGAAGGCCGAAAGUGGAGGUUGAAUAUAAAGCAGAGACAAAGAGCUUCUAUCCUGAGGAAAUCUCAUCCAUGGUGUUGGUGAAGAUGAAGGAAAUUGCUGAAGCCUACCUUGGAAAAACUGUCAGCAAUGCUGUGAUCACAGUGCCAGCUUACUUCAACGACUCUCAGCGUCAAGCCACAAAAGAUGCUGGCACCAUUUCUGGACUGAAUGUACUCCGAAUAAUUAAUGAACCUACUGCUGCUGCUAUUGCAUAUGGUCUGGACAAGAAGGUUGGCUCUGAGAGGAAUGUCCUCAUCUUUGAUCUUGGUGGUGGCACCUUCGAUGUUUCUAUUCUGACAAUUGAAGAUGGCAUCUUUGAGGUCAAAUCCACUGCUGGUGACACUCACCUGGGUGGUGAAGACUUUGACAACCGCAUGGUGAACCACUUUAUUGCAGAAUUCAAACGCAAACACAAGAAGGACAUCAGUGACAACAAGAGAGCUGUUCGCCGUCUGCGCACUGCCUGCGAGCGGGCCAAGCGCACACUGUCCUCUAGCACUCAGGCCAGUAUUGAGAUCGACUCCCUUUAUGAGGGUGUUGAUUUCUACACCUCCAUCACAAGAGCUCGCUUUGAGGAGCUCAAUGCUGACCUCUUCCGUGGAACCCUGGACCCUGUUGAGAAGUCACUCCGAGAUGCCAAAAUGGACAAAGCACAGAUUCAUGACAUCGUCCUGGUCGGUGGCUCUACCCGCAUCCCUAAGAUCCAGAAACUUCUCCAAGAUUUCUUCAAUGGCAAGGAGCUCAAUAAGAGUAUCAACCCUGAUGAGGCUGUGGCUUACGGAGCAGCUGUCCAGGCUGCCAUCCUUUCUGGGGACAAGUCUGAGAAUGUUCAGGACCUGCUGCUUCUGGAUGUCACCCCUCUGUCUCUUGGAAUUGAGACUGCUGGUGGUGUGAUGACUGCUCUGAUCAAGCGUAAUACCACCAUUCCAACUAAGCAGACUCAGACUUUCACCACCUACUCUGACAACCAGCCUGGUGUGCUGAUUCAGGUUUAUGAGGGUGAGCGUGCCAUGACCAAGGACAACAACCUGUUGGGAAAAUUUGAGCUCACUGGAAUCCCACCUGCUCCUCGUGGUGUUCCUCAGAUUGAGGUUACAUUUGACAUUGAUGCUAAUGGCAUUCUUAAUGUCUCUGCUGUUGACAAGAGCACUGGCAAAGAGAACAAGAUCACCAUCACCAAUGACAAGGGUCGUCUCAGUAAGGAGGACAUUGAGCGCAUGGUGCAGGAGGCUGAGAAAUACAAGGCUGAGGAUGAUGUUCAGCGUGACAAGGUGUCUGCCAAGAAUGGUCUGGAGUCCUAUGCUUUCAAUAUGAAGUCCACUGUAGAGGAUGAGAAGCUGAAGGGAAAGAUCAGUGAUGAGGACAAACAGAAGAUCCUGGACAAAUGCAAUGAAGUCAUCAGCUGGCUUGACAAAAACCAGACUGCUGAGAAGGAGGAGUAUGAACACCAGCAGAAGGAGGUGGAGAAGGUCUGUAACCCAAUCAUCACCAAACUGUACCAGAGUGCUGGCGGUAUGCCAGGUGGUAUGCCUGAUGGAAUGCCAGGUGGCUUUCCAGGAGCUGGAGCUGCUCCUGGUGGUGGAUCUUCUGGUCCCACCAUUGAGGAGGUUGAUUAAGCCAUACCAACUCAUUCUACCUCUCCAAUGUUUACUAUUGUGCCCUCUGUAGCAGAAUAGCUGAGACUGGUGGGUUUUGGUUGUUUCUGCUAUGGAGUGACUACAUAUUUAUAAAAACUGGGAUUAAGGGAUCAUCACAGGGAACAGCUUCUUUUCUACUUGAAUGCACAAUUUAUCAACUGUUAAAAUGAUGCAUAAGCCUUUUGCAAAUGCCUGGUUUGCCUUGAAGUAAAUCUGAAAUAAAGUGAGCACUUUUUCCCA
Messenger RNA from Tachysurus fulvidraco (yellow catfish), 2377 nucleotides. It is a transcript of the gene hspa8, whose product is annotated as heat shock protein 8. Gene Ontology annotation, cellular component: plasma membrane; cytosol; cytoplasm. The transcript has 9 exons. The coding region runs from base 167 to 2116 and encodes 649 amino acids. Gene Ontology annotation, biological process: protein refolding; vesicle-mediated transport; cellular response to unfolded protein. The record is from RefSeq and is a predicted model, not a curated record. NCBI's taxonomy places the organism in Eukaryota, Metazoa, Chordata, Actinopteri, Siluriformes, Bagridae. Gene Ontology annotation, molecular function: ATP-dependent protein folding chaperone; ATP binding; heat shock protein binding.